Cucurbita moschata (crookneck pumpkin) is the source of this 612-nucleotide messenger RNA. RefSeq lists its product as uncharacterized. The transcript has a single exon. NCBI's taxonomy places the organism in Eukaryota, Viridiplantae, Streptophyta, Magnoliopsida, Cucurbitales, Cucurbitaceae. Bases 136 to 588 code for a protein of 150 amino acids. The record is from RefSeq and is a predicted model, not a curated record.
AUCGUGUUCAAAUUCCGGCCUUCAAUCAUUUACCAUUUUUUCAAAUUCCAAAGCCUCUCUCUCUCUCUCUCUCUCUCUCUGUGUGUAACUCCAAAUACGCACACCGUCGAUUCGAUUCAUUCUUAACCUUUUUCCAUGGCGUCGCUUCUCAAAUUCAAGCUCCUCCCGACCCACUGCGGCGUCGCUCAGAGUCCCACCUUGAGCCCUAGGACCAGCCCUCUCGUUCACCUCCGCCGCCGCAAAACCACCCUCCGGAUGCUCCUCACUCGGAAUUCCGCCCGCCGCUCGCCCCGUCGCCGCGCCUUGCCGGAUAAGAAACGAGACGACCACAAGGAUUUGUCUCGGAGCAACACGUUGAAGGAUUUGUUCGUGUCAUCACCGCCGUAUGAUGAAUCCGACGGCGAGAUUAACGAGACCGUUGCGGCAGCUCCGAUCCGGAACGUGACUCCGGUUUGUAGGGAGGAGGAUGGUGAGAUUGGACCGACCAGUUGGCAUCCAGGUUCGCCUAGACCGGGUUGGACCGGUUUCCGACACAAAUACUUGCUCCGGAAAACGUGGCGGCCACUGCUUGCCAGCAUCCCCGAGUAAUGGAUGGUUUUUUUCCCUCCUUUU